Molecule: messenger RNA, 1335 nt
Organism: Stylonychia lemnae
Lineage: Eukaryota; Ciliophora; Spirotrichea; Sporadotrichida; Oxytrichidae
Source: the annotation of a GenBank genome assembly
AUGAAAGUAGUAUCUUCCCUGAUAUUAUCCCUCCUCUUUGGAGCAUUGAUUAAAUCAGAUGUCAUCCCCAAGAAAAGUGGCAUUCAGACUCUAGUUCUUCUAGACGACUACUCUAUUGUAGAGUCCCACAGCAUUUUCUUCGACAGCCUUCAAAGAGAUGGCCAUGUUUUGUAAUACGAGAUGAUUUCCUCUAAUACCCCUACUAUUAAGUACUAUGAGGAAUACUACUACGACAACAUCAUCUUAAUGGCUCCAUCAGUCAAAGAAUUGAAGACCCCAAUUACUCAUUAAGAUCUUUUGGAUUUCGUUUAAGCCAAUCACAAUAUAAUGAUCUUUGGUGAUGCUGAUGUCAAGAAGCCAAUCAGAUCCCUCGUCAACGAAUUUGGAAUGGAAUUUGAGAAUGUCGGUUAUGAAGUUAGAGAUUAUGAGCACAGUAGAAUCUAUACCAAUGAAAACAACCUAGUCGUUUCCAAGAACCUUUUUACUCCAUUCAAAAAGGAAUCAAAUGGAAUUUUCACUGUGCCUGAGACAUCUAUUGCAUUCACUGGAGUUGGUCUAAAUAUUGAUUAAGCCAACAAUUUCGCCUUCCCCAUUCUCAGAGCUGAGAAAUCUACUUUUUCAUUCAAUAAAGAGAAUAAUGAAGUCUCAAAGCUUUCUGGAGAGCAACUAACUUUGGUCGCUGGAUAUCAAACAAGAAAAAAUCAUAGAGUUUCAGUUUCAGGUUCUCUUGGACUCUGCUCUAACAAUCACAUGCUCCUCACUGUUGGCAAAAACGGCAGUAUUCAAAGCUCAGCUAACUAUGUAUUCUGCAAAGAACUCUAUCAAUGGACAUUUUAACAGAGAGGUGUUUUGAAGCUUUCCAACCUGAGACAUAACAAGAAAGACGAGAAAUGGGAGGGUGUGAACCCAGAGAACUACAGAGUUUUGGAUGAACUUGAGUUUAAUGUCGACAUUCACUAGAAACUUCCAGAUGGAACUUAUGUCCCCUUCGUUGCUGACGAUAUUCAACUUGAAUUCAUUAAGCUUGAUCCACAUUACAGAAUCUUCUUGAAGCAAGAAGAUAAGACUUCACCUACUUAUCAUGCUGCUUUGAAAGCUCCAGAUGCUCUCGGAGUAUUUAAGUUCAAGGUUACCUAUUGGAGAUAUGGCUAUUCAUUCCUUGACGAAGAAACUGUUGUAUCUGUUAUUUAAUUCAGACAUGAUGAAUAUCCAAGAUUUUUGAGAGUCGCCUACCCAUACUACUACAACAUCUUCAUUAUGAUGGGAGCAGGAUUUUUAUUCAUAGUGUUCUUCCUUUACUCAGAUGUCGGAAACACAAAGCAAAAGCAGAAUUGA